AUGGUUGCCGACGCCCUCACAUACCACCCCACCAUCUCCCAUCUCCUCAAAUUCCUGUCUACGACCCUUGGUCGUGACAAACUCCUCCGAUUGAUCCAAUACAUCUCCCGUUUCCUCUCCUUUUACCUCUACCGGAAGGGUUACAGCCCUGCCAUCAUUGCUCCAUUCGAUGCCAUCAAGAAGCAAUUCGGGAUGACCCGAAAGCUCAUGCGUGUGGGAAAGAACGUCGAGAGCUUCAAAUCUGCUAGCCUUGCCUACGAUGAGAAGGCCGUUGAUCCAGUUCUCAAAUAUGCCGCAGUCGGACGACAUUUGGGAUACGCUGGUUACCUAACAUUGGAUAGCAUUCACUACCUCGACUCCUCGGGUAUUUUUAAAAUCACCAAUCCUAAGCGACUGUCCGAUACUGCAAACAAGUUCUGGUUUACCGGACUUGUUUUCUCCAUCGCAUCUUCCGUAUAUACUCUCAAGCGAAUUGCUGAGAGGCAUGCAUCCUUGAACAAGCAGGAGGCCGAGCAUUCGCUCGAGGAGAAGAAGUUGGUUAAGGACCAGAAGGCCGUUAAGAAGCAGCUUCUUAGCGAUAUCUGUGAUAUCACCAUCCCAGGUUAUGCUCUGAGCACCUACGGAUUCAACAACCUAGAUGACGGCUUUGUCGGAUUGGCCGGUACCGUUAGCAGUGUUCUUGGAUGUAUGGCUGCUUGGGACAAGACUGCUUGA
Molecule: messenger RNA, 714 nt
Organism: Orbilia oligospora ATCC 24927
Lineage: Eukaryota; Fungi; Ascomycota; Orbiliomycetes; Orbiliales; Orbiliaceae
Exons: 3
Coding region: 1-714 (237 amino acids)
Biological process (GO): regulation of peroxisome size; peroxisome fission
Cellular component (GO): peroxisomal membrane
Source: RefSeq, a predicted model, not a curated record